Messenger RNA from Dicentrarchus labrax (European seabass), 1767 nucleotides. It is a transcript of the gene lyrm2, whose product is annotated as LYR motif containing 2. NCBI's taxonomy places the organism in Eukaryota, Metazoa, Chordata, Actinopteri, Moronidae. Gene Ontology annotation, cellular component: mitochondrion. The transcript is spliced from 4 exons. The record is from RefSeq and is a predicted model, not a curated record. The coding region runs from base 77 to 343 and encodes 88 amino acids.
ACACCGGAUUAACCGUUACUGACGUCGUCACAACAUCCGCUCAUACAGGAGCCUGGCGGCGUUCUCCGUGUAAGAGAUGACGGUGUCAAGGUUACCACGGGCAACGCUUUCUCUCAAACAGUUUUUACAGAGACAGAAGAUUUUGGGGAUCUACAGAACCAUGCUGAGGACAAUACGCCAAGUACCAGACGAGGGAGACAGGAAGUACCUCAGAGACUGGGCAAGUGCCGAGUUCAAGAGGAAUAAGACCGCCACAGACCAGGAUGCCAUCCGUAUGAUGAUCACACAGGCUAACAACCAUCUAGAGGAGCUGCAGAAGUCUCUGGCGUUGGCCAGGAGUUGAAUACGUCAGCUGCUGUGGACUGAUGUGGAUCGUAGAGCUCCUCAUGGCAUUUGCAAGAAUCUACCGUGCCUGAACGAAAACAACCAAUCAGAGCCAAGAAAGAUGACGCUUUGGGACCCUGGGAAUGAGACUCUGCAAUCAACUUUCUACUAUCCAAUUAUCUUCAAGCUUCCAACACAAAGCAUCUUUUAAUCUUUCCCUGAGUUCCCUAAAAGUUGCCUCGAGCAGCUUUAAGUUAGCUCAUUUUAGCAGAAUGCAAGCUAACAGUAACUAACUUAAGAUGUGCCUAUAUGGCACCAUAUUCAAACUGGGGUUGUCUUUUCUAGCGUAGCACGUAGCAUACCAAAGUACAGGUGAAAAAGGGGGCAGGUCUUAAAGGUCAAUCACACAAUGUUUUUAUGUAUGUAAAGCCAGUUUGAGUGUUGCAUCACCUCUUACUGUCCACGUCAGUGGAUUGUAAACACUGUCACUAAGACACUGGAGUAAAGUACAGCUAACGUCCACUAGAGAACAACCACUCAGCCUGCAGAACCCUGGUGUGGACAGCAGAGCACAUUGGUCAUUCCAAAUCUAAUCUCACAUAGCUUGAUAGUGACGUGUGUUAGCAGUCAUCGUGUCUGUUUGUCCUCAACAUGCGCAGCUCGUCCUCCAGAUAAGUGAUCCUCUCGACCAGAGCGGCCCUGUCAGCCUGAGCCCUCUGAUUGGCCUGCCAGCGAGCCUCCUGCACCUUCCUCUCGUACCAGCGCUCCAUCUGCGUCGACACCGCCUCAAAGAAGUACUGGGUCACCUCCAGAGCGUGCAUGUUGUCCCUCUCCUGAGCAAAGGAGGGCUCACUGGGCUGGUCUCCAAAGACCUCUAGAGUCCUGACCCCUGUGGCCCCCCUGGACUUAGUCCUGCCCUGGGAAUGCUUCUUAUGGUGCUUCCCUCUGUCCCGCCCUCGCUCCCUGUCUCUGAGGCCAGCUUCAGUCCUGCUGCUGCAGCGGCGCUCUGUGGCCGGAGACAGGCUGCUGGCUCUGUGAUUCCUGCCCGCCCUCGCCCCGUGCUCCACAUCCUGCUGGUCCUGGUUCUUCUUCUGGGUGUCGAUGGAGAUGACCGAACGCUCCUUCGGCCUAACCACCUGAACUGAUGACAGCGGGCUCUUGGCUGCUGCAGGAGAGGUGACUUCUGUAGUCUGAGCCUUAUCACCAUCUGUUCAGUGUUCAACAGACAUUCAGUCAGAACCCAGUACAGUAUUCUCUCAUUCAGAUGGUUCUCUCUGCCAGCAAUGUUAUUCUAAAUAAACAGCUCAUGCACUGUUCUCUCAUACACCUGUGUUAACUAAAGAAGGAAGCCGCUCUUAGCAAUGUCAGCUAGAAUUGAUUUGGAAUGUAUGUUAAAUUAUAUUCAACUGAAAUAUUCUAUAAUAAAGUCAUUUGUUUAAGAAA